Penicillium expansum is the source of this 984-nucleotide messenger RNA. Its product is annotated as Trichodiene synthase. The record is from RefSeq and is a predicted model, not a curated record. The coding region runs from base 1 to 984 and encodes 327 amino acids. Lineage: Eukaryota; Fungi; Ascomycota; Eurotiomycetes; Eurotiales; Aspergillaceae. The transcript has a single exon. Gene Ontology annotation, molecular function: carbon-oxygen lyase activity, acting on phosphates.
AUGAUCCUUUCUGCUAGUCCUGAGAUCAAGGCAGAGCUUUCUGGAAUCAUACAGGCAUUUCUUUCGAAUAUCGGCUAUGAGUUUCGUCCCCUGGAGCUAUAUCCUGCAGUCGAAGACGAAGUGAAGCUGCAUUUCAAGAAUCACAGAUUCUCUGAUGAAUUUGUUUCGAAGAUCGAGCCACAGAUCAAGCCCAGCGUUGGAAUUGCAACCACGACUUUCCAAACAACCCCCUUCAAUAUCCAAUGCACAGUGGCAAUAUUCACUACUUAUUGUCUCAUCAUUGAUGAUUCUGCCCAUGACCUCGAAUUCAAAAAUCACCUAAAGCGGUUCAGUAUUUGCCUACUGACCCGACAGCCUCAAGCAAACCCCGUUCUUGAGAGUAUGGGAGAGUUCCUAAGCUCCUUUCAUUCUAUCUUCGGUCAAUUUGCUGGUGACAUGAUCAUCAAGGACUUACUGCAAUUUAUCGCUGCGUGCUACACAGAAGCUGAGAGCGAUCAUCUUCAAUUCCCUGCAGGAGCGCAUCUGUUCCCUAGCUACUUUCGCCUGAAAGUCGGCGUGGCCGAAGCCUACUCCUUUAUGCUGUUCCCAAUCGCACAAUUCUCCGAAGUUGAAUGCCUCCGAUACUGUCUACCGAUGAUACCAUAUUUGACAUGGGGUUUCAACUGGAUCAAUGACAUCCUGUCAUAUUACAAAGAAAUUGUUGAGAUGGACAACUGUAAUUUCGUCGCCAACUCGGCCAGAUGUAAAGGGCUGAUUCAGAUUAAGUUUAUGAGGGAGCUCUGUGAUGAUACAAGCGACGUGAUUCGGACUUUGCGCACGCUUGCAACGGCUCAUUCGGGGCUAUCGAAGGUUGUUGAGGCUUUCGUUUCCGGUUAUGUCACGUAUCAUCUGACGCAGACGCGGUAUCAAAUGGAGGAUCUAGAUCUGGCAUUCGUUUCCGAUGCCAGAGAACAAUUUAGUGCUUCUAUUGCGAGCAGAGAAUAA